Messenger RNA from Candidula unifasciata, 1068 nucleotides. The record is from the annotation of a GenBank genome assembly. NCBI's taxonomy places the organism in Eukaryota, Metazoa, Mollusca, Gastropoda, Stylommatophora, Geomitridae.
AUGCGCAGGAACACCAUCACCCUGAUCAAGUACAUAGUGAGUAGCUGUCUCCUGAUUGUGACCGGGGUUUCUUUCCUACACGGCAUCCAGUGGGUGAAGUCCAGACCUCCUGACCAGCUCGGGGAUGCUCCCAAGGUGGACUCCCGACAGGCUGUGCCCAAUCCUACAUUGAGACAGGUGUUUGACAACAUCCUCUUGCAAACCAGAGCAGAGAGAGAAAAGAUAGAUUGGCACGACUAUAAAUCUAUUGAAGCUGAGAAACAGAGACAAGGGCCUGGAGAGCAAGGGCAAGCAUACAUUAUGAGUGCAGAUGAGGAGAGUCGCAAGAAUGAGCUGUACAGAGCAAAUGGUUUCAAUGCUUUGGCUAGUGAUGGGAUUUCUUUGCAGAGAUCUGUGAAGGACAUUAGACAUUCAGAUUGCCAAAAGAAGCAUUAUUUGAAGUACCUGCCAACUGCCAGUUUCAUCAUUCCCUUCCACAACGAACACCUGUCCACUUUGUUAAGGUCAGUGUACAGCAUCCUCAACAGAGCCCCUAAGGAGUUGGUCAAAGAGAUAAUUUUGGCUGACGACCAUAGCACCCACGAUGAGUGUAAGCAGCCCCUGGAUGACUACGUGAAGGAGCACUUCACAAAUGUGUUUGUAGUGAGAGCAGAGAAGCGUGAAGGACUCAUUAGAACAAGGCUCUUGGGAGCCAGGAGAGCAACCGCAGAAGUUCUAAUUUUCUUGGAUUCACAUAUUGAAUGCAGCAUCAAUUUCCUGCCACCACUGCUAGAACCAAUUGCAGAAAACUACAGAACAGUAGUGUGUCCAUUCAUUGAUGUAAUUGAUUAUGAAAACUUUGCCUACCGAGCCCAAGAUGAAGGUGCCAGGGGAGCGUUUGACUGGGAGCUCUUUUACAAACGGCUGCCUUUGCUAGAGGAGGACUUGAAGCAUCCUGCUGAGCCCUUUGCGAAUCCUGUCAUGGCAGGAGGACUGUUUGCCAUCAGUAGGGAUUGGUUCUGGGAGCUGGGGGGCUAUGACCCUGGCCUGGAUAUCUGGGGUGGAGAACAGUAUGAGCUGUCCUUUAAG